AUGUCUUUCAAUCCCGAAAUCACAGACCUCUCGGGCAAAGUCAUCCUCAUCACCGGCGGAACAGCAGGUCUCGGCGCCGGUUCCAUCGCAGAACUCGCCAAACUCUCCCCAGCACACAUCUUCUUCAGUGGCCGCAACCAAUCCAAAGCAGAUGCUCUCAUCCAGAAGAUCGAAAAGGCCUCCCCCAAUGUCAAAAUCACCUUCAUCAAAGCCGACAUUUCCUCCCUCGAAUCCGUCCAACAAGCCGCUGAAACCUUCCUGUCCCAAACGGACCGUCUGGAUAUCCUCAUGCUGAACGCGGGUAUCAUGGCCGUCGCACCGGGCGUUUCCAAAGACGGAUAUGAGAUUCAAUUCGCGACGAAUCAUCUGGGCCAUGCUCUACUGGUGAAGAAACUCCUACCGACAUUGCUAGAGACGGCCAAACAUUCCGACGUACGAGUGAUCAACAUGACUUCGCUCGCAUACGCCCAGGCCCCGAAGGAGGGAGUCGAUUUCGACACCCUCCAAUCUCCUCAAGCCAGCCUCGGCGGCCUCAUCCCGGGACCCCGCUGGUCUCGCUACGGACAAUCGAAGCUCACACAGCUGCUGUACAGCCAACAACUCGCUCUCCACCACCCUUCCAUCACUUCCGUCUCCAUCCACCCGGGCAUCAUCAUGACGGGAUUGUUCGAUGAUCUUCCCUUCCUGACGGUGCUGCCGGUCCUGCUGAUGAGUCUGGGCAAGAAGACGCCCGUGGAGCAGGGACAUUGGAACCAGUGUUGGGCCGCCACGGCGCAGAAGGGCAACCUGACGAACGGAGGGUAUUAUGAGCCGACGGGAGUUCUGACACAGCCGUCCACGAAGCCAGGAAACGAUCAGAAGCUGGCGGAGAGGAUCUGGGAGUGGACGGAGAAGGCAUUGGAGAAGUAUUGA
Molecule: messenger RNA, 912 nt
Organism: Lecanosticta acicola
Lineage: Eukaryota; Fungi; Ascomycota; Dothideomycetes; Mycosphaerellales; Mycosphaerellaceae
Source: the annotation of a GenBank genome assembly